Camelina sativa (false flax) is the source of this 1535-nucleotide messenger RNA. Lineage: Eukaryota; Viridiplantae; Streptophyta; Magnoliopsida; Brassicales; Brassicaceae. The record is from RefSeq and is a predicted model, not a curated record.
AUGUGGGAACAAAGACAUUAAGACAAUUACAAGCUGAAGACGAUGAAGAAGAAAGGUUUCAAGCUGACCUUCAAAAGGCAGUGCGUCAAAGCCUUGAUGCGUACCAAGGAGGUAGAAAUAUGUCGACACUUCUGGAAGUAAACAAUGAUGGGGGUUUAUCUUAUGUUACAACGGAGUCUUGGAGCCCAACCGGAGUUCCCAUAUUUGGCACAGGUCUUCAGAAUGAAGUUGGCGAAUACAAUUGCUUUUUGAAUGUUAUCAUACAGUCUCUAUGGAAUCUGGAGUUGUUUCGAGCUGAGUUCUUACGGCGUUCAACACUAGAGCACCAUCACGUGGGAGAUCCUUGUGUUGUCUGCUCUUUGUAUGAAGUUUUUACUGCUUUAAGCGUUGCUUCGAGUGAAUCACGAAAAGAACCUGUGGCUCCUUCAUCUCUUAGGAUUGCUUUGAGUAACUUGUAUCCAGAUAGCAGUUUUUUCCAAGAGGCUCAGAUGAACGAUGCGUCAGAAGUAUUAGCUGUAAUCUUCGACUGCCUUCAUCGCUCGUUUGCUCAAAGCUCAAGCCUGUCUGACACAGAAUCUGCUGAGAGCAACAGUACGGGUUCAUGGGACUGUGCCAAUCGCACAUGUAUUGCCCAUUCUCUGUUUGGAAUGGAUAUUUUUGAGCAACUGAAUUGCUACAGCUGUGGGCUGGAGUCCAGGCAUAUGAAGUACACUUCCUUUUUCCAUAACAUCAACGCUAGUGCCCUACGCACCAUGAAGGUUACAUACCCUGAGAAUUCAUUUGACGAACUUCUAAAUCUUGUCGAGGUGAACCAUCAACUAGCCUGUGAUCCCGAAACUGGUGGGUGUGGGAAACCCAACCAUAUCCACCAUAUUCUAACCACCCCACCAAAUGUUUUUACAACAGUUUUAGGGUGGCAAAACACGUGUGAGACUGUGGAAGACAUAGCAGAUACUCUUGCAGCCUUGAAUACAGAGAUAGACAUCAGCAUCAUGUAUCGUGGUCUGGACCCUAAGAGCACAUAUAGCUUAGUUUCCGUGGUUUGUUAUUAUGGACAACAUUAUCAUUGUUUUGCAUAUAGUCAUGAACACGAUCAGUGGAUCAUGUACGAUGACAAAAACGUUAAGGUGAUCGGUAGCUGGAGUGAUGUUCUUACAAUGUGUGAAAGAGGACACUUGCAACCACAGGUUCUCUUCUACGAGAAACGUUAAAUCAAAAGAACCAAAAGAAAAACAGAGCCAAGUAGAGUUCUGUUGCUACAGUUUAGGAGAUCUCGCAAGUACAUACUACAAAAGAAGUAAGUACGUUUUUUUGACAUUCAGAACGAAAACUCGAGAGGAAAGGAUGUAAUUUGCUCAUCUCAGUCGUUCUAAGAGAGGAUGGGGAAGAAGAUUUUGUCUUAAGAUUAAGCAAAAGUAUUUUAAGCGGAAAGGGUCUUAGAAGACCUUAUGUAGUUUUCUUGGUUAAAUCCUUGUCACAUUAAGGAUAAUUAUAUGUUCAUAUUAUUAUUACAUAGCCUUCUAUUUCGUCGGUCA